CAAACAGUCCGCCUCGAUGAUUAUCCUGUACUUUCUAAUGAGGAUUAUAUGGAGAAGAAGAAGGCAGCAAGCUCGGCGUCAAGCCCGACGGUCGGGGACCACAUCUUCGUACCAAGAUCGAUCUGYUACUCCCAUCAUGGAAUCUACAUCGGAAAAGAUAAAGUAAUUCAUUACCAGACCCCUAUGGAAAACGGUCAUCCUGAUCCUAAAUCAUGUCGCGUCAUAGAGAGUGACAUGCGCACUUUUCUUAGUGAUGACACUACUUGGUAUCUGUUUAGAUACGGAAUAAAAGACGAACAUGUUAAAUUGUAUCCCAAAGGUACGUUUACCACAAAGGAUUGCGAUGAUCCAAAACUAGUCGUAAAACGAGCUCGUCAAGCCUUGAAGGAUGGCUUCAGUCAUUACAACAUUGUMGGGAACAACUGUGAAGAUUUCGCCAACUACUGUAAAACUGGACAGCGGUCCAUGGAAAGUACGCUGUUCUCAGAAGCUCUUGAGCGUGUAGCCGUAGCCAGGCGCGCAAUGGCUAAUGGGUAUCGUAGCCCUCUUGUUUAUGCAGGAUGUGUAAUGGGUUUGUUUACUCUGAAAGACUUCRACAACCAACCAGUUAAUCAWAUUCCUACUACGUCUWACUUAGAUAGUGAGGAUAGUAAUUGCACAGCGGACGAUGAAAACRAAGAUGAAGUUGAAAAUAYUGAAGCAAAGGAAAAAGAAAAGAAUAUGGCGGACUGCACGGAAACGGAUUCAAAAGCCAACUUUGAAAGCGCAWYKGAUGAAAUAGAUCGGAGUCGAGUUAGCUCAAUCCUCGUGAAGAACCAUGAAAGCACGAUAGCUAUAAAUAACAAUAACCGCAGUAAUGGAGGACUUCGGAAGAAGGUCAACUUUAACAUUCCUAAUGACACUAAAAAUCAUUCAACAUCUGAAUAGAAUUCUGUUUCUUAAUCAAACUUCACUUCAUAUAGACAAAAUAUUGAUAUUAAUUAUCCGGCAGCCUGAUUUACUCAUGGCGCAGRCUGCGCCAACAUAAAUGUAGAACUACAUCCACCCUCACUUGAGAUAUCACUGAACCAUAGAGGGGAUACUUGUUAYCUGACGGAGAGCCUGGCAAAGGAGAUCCACCCUUCGCACAACCACGUGCCUGACAAGCAGGAUAUAGGAACAUUUCUGAACGAAGCUUCAACAGUAAACAAGAUUUAAGAAGGUAAACUUAGUUGCUUCGCCGAAUGCAGAAAUAUAUGAAGUCCUCGCGAAUAUGAAGACCCGUAAAUGUAAUCAUUGUACUCUCGGGUAUACCAAAAUUCACGAAUAUCUCGUGAAGACACAUGUUUGCAUACUUCUGAAUUCAAAUUUCUUUGAAAAGUUUGCUUUUUUAGCAGGAUCAUUCUUGUUAUAAUUAUCAUAACAUCUGACAGCAUUGUCAUUUUUCAUUAGUCUUAUCUUUAUGAAUAAAACACGAAAGAAAAUACAUAUAGCUUGAUUCAAAGUAUUUUUUGA
Molecule: messenger RNA, 1494 nt
Organism: Exaiptasia diaphana
Lineage: Eukaryota; Metazoa; Cnidaria; Anthozoa; Actiniaria; Aiptasiidae
Exons: 3
Coding region: 49-927 (292 amino acids)
Source: RefSeq, a predicted model, not a curated record